Amphiprion ocellaris (clown anemonefish) is the source of this 2271-nucleotide messenger RNA. RefSeq names its product orthodenticle homeobox 2b (gene otx2b). The transcript has 4 exons. Gene Ontology annotation, molecular function: DNA-binding transcription factor activity, RNA polymerase II-specific; RNA polymerase II cis-regulatory region sequence-specific DNA binding. Bases 455 to 1327 code for a protein of 290 amino acids. Lineage: Eukaryota; Metazoa; Chordata; Actinopteri; Pomacentridae. Gene Ontology annotation, biological process: regulation of transcription by RNA polymerase II; multicellular organism development. Gene Ontology annotation, cellular component: nucleus. The record is from RefSeq and is a predicted model, not a curated record.
GGUCCUGCGGCUCCUAUUGGCUGGUACUUUGUACAAAAUCUAACUCAAACCACUUCACUCACAACACACCGACAAAUCCUAAAGGCGUACAUGCAGCCUCCUCCAUCACUCCGCCGCAGUCGCAUCGCUCCAAAACCCCUGAUGCAGGCGUUUAACUUUUAUCUGCACUGCUGCUGUUGUCGUUCUGCUACUGAAGAAGGCUGCUUCUGCUGCUUGGCUCUGUGAUAUUUGAUUUUCUCCGACAGGACGACGCUGAUUUUGUGCUGAGUUUUUUUUUUUUUUAAAUUAUUUCUCCAGGAGGAAACCCAAGUAGACAAAGAACUUUCCACUCCUCAAAAGCAGGGUUCCCGGUAGAAGACGGACCACACGGCGGACAGAGGACACCACGUACACCUCGGGAGCUCCAUCAGUUUUCAAAAUUUUCUCCAACUUCAGCCCUCAGACGAACAUUAGCAUGAUGUCGUAUCUAAAGCAACCACCUUACACAGUCAAUGGACUCAGCUUAACUACUUCUGGAAUGGAUCUUUUACAUCCGUCAGUGGGCUAUCCAGCCACGCCACGGAAGCAGAGGCGAGAAAGGACUACUUUUACGCGCGCACAGCUCGACGUUUUGGAGGCGUUGUUCGCCAAAACUCGGUAUCCGGACAUAUUCAUGCGCGAAGAGGUGGCGCUGAAGAUCAAUCUACCUGAAUCCCGAGUACAGGUCUGGUUUAAAAACCGGCGAGCGAAGUGUCGCCAGCAGCAGCAGCAGCAGCAGAACGGGGGCCAGAACAAGGUGCGACCUGCCAAAAAGAAAAGUUCCCCAACCAGAGAAGUGAGCUCGGAGAGCGGGGCCAGCGGCCAGUUCACGCCCCCCACCAGCACCACCACAGUCCCCGCCAUCUCCACCAGCACCGCCCCAGUGUCCAUCUGGAGUCCGGCGUCCAUCUCUCCUCUCUCAGACCCCCUAUCUACCUCCUCCUCCUGCAUGCAGAGGUCCUACCCCAUGACCUACACCCAGGCCUCGGGCUACAGCCAGGGCUACGCCGGGUCGACCUCCUACUUCGGGGGUAUGGACUGCGGCUCUUACCUCACUCCCAUGCACCACCAGUUGUCAGGCCCGGGCUCGACUCUCAGCCCGAUGAGCACAAACGCGGUCACAAGCCAUCUGAACCAGUCCCCGGCGUCCCUCUCCACCCAGGGCUACGGGACGUCCGGCCUGGGCUUCAACUCCACAGCAGACUGCUUGGAUUAUAAGGACCAAGCGGCGUCGUGGAAGCUGAACUUCAAUGCCGAUUGCUUGGAUUAUAAGGAUCAAACAUCCUCGUGGAAAUUCCAGGUCCUGUGAACAGAGCAAUCAGCUGUCAAAAAAAGUGCACAAACAGUGACGAUCACACGAGACGCAGCGCUGCCAUCCCUCAAUAAAACACAUCGGACUGGUUAAAAUGUGAGCCCGACACGGCGAGGCAGGGCUCUCAGAGGCCUCGAGUUUUUUUGGCAUGAUGGUCUUUGGUCCUUCUAGAGGAGAGGUUUUAAUUUAUUUUAGCACUGGCAAAGAGAUUCUUUCCCGUUUAUUCACAGGUUGUAGCCCUUCAUCCAUGUCUGUCAGUGUGUGCCUCUAUACGUAAAAAACACCUGUUGAGGACAACACAGAGUGGACUCCGAAAGAAAAGUAGCUACACCCACAGCCACGGAACUAAAAAGUCACGAACAAAACUCAAGUUAAUUCUGCCGGUGAAGUGCUCGGGAUGGACAGACCUCCUUAAAGCUUCUUACACAACUUUGCCGGCCUGCUGGCAGAGAGACAUGAGGAUGGCGUGUGGACAUGGAUGCACUACUUUAUUUAAGAAAAAAAAGUGUUUAUAAGGAAUCGAUAUGUAGUUUCUAAGAGACAAUCAGUGUGCGUCUUAUAUAAAUGGUACAUAUGUGUUUUUUUUAUCUGUGCUAGCCUUCGAAACUGUGAUCUGUUGUAUUGUAUGCAAUUUGUGAGCCCCCCUCGCAUCAGACUCUCUGCUGUGAUUUUAAUAGAUUUCUAACUUUUUUCGAAACAACGAAAGAUGCUAAUGGUUAAAAUUUGCCGCAUCACAAACAGAGACGAGACUUUCCAAGCACAUGCUGGUAGUAAUAAUCAAGGGUUAGCCAUACUGGAAAAGACUCUCGGCUGCUUGAGAGCUCUGCAUAUGCUCCCCCCUCCAUUGAUCUCAACACACGGUGAUUGUGGAUCCUUUACUGGCUCCAAAGAUGGUGUGACCUCACCGCUGAAAAGACAUGAAUAAAGGUCCUGUGAGCUUA